Molecule: messenger RNA, 6717 nt
Organism: Porites lobata
Lineage: Eukaryota; Metazoa; Cnidaria; Anthozoa; Scleractinia; Poritidae
Source: the annotation of a GenBank genome assembly
GCCGAAGUCACAUGGCCUGCAGGGACUUAUGGGUUACCAAAAGCAAAGAAUGGUUGUCCUGUGUCGCUAAAGACCAACUGGACCACAGGCUGGCGGUUUGAAGAUCUUGAAGAUACAAGACCUGGAACUCGUAAAUCAAAAAGUUAUCAUUUGGAUACAAAAGUGGGAGUAGAUGUUAACCGGACGUUCUGUAUAAAGGCCAAGAACAACGUUUCGACUGAGUGGCCCCAAGGUAAGCUUAUUUUCACUGAUAAAUAAACUGCUUAUGAAGGGCUGUUUUCAUUUGAGUGUCCUCGGAUUAAAAAAUUAUUAAAAAGACCCCUUCAACCAGAUACAACUGCCUUAGAAAAUGCGACCAACUAAUCAGACCACGAAGAAGUGCGGGUAACCGGUACCCUGGGUACCAGAGGUUUUUUCUCGCGUGCGACGAAGAGCUGAGGAGCUUUCGUCGGCCGCAGGCCGACACGUCUUCGGCCGAAGUCACUUUAAAGACUUGACCGAAACCGGAAACCGCGCAUGAAAAGCCUCUGGCACCCAGCGUAGGUAACCGGCGCCCAGUGUGGUAAAAUUGGGGAACGAAAGGGACUGGCCCACCCUAAAAAGUCAAAAUAUAUUUUUAGGGAUGCGGAGAGGGAGACAAAGUCCAAUGUUCUUUCCUCUUGAAAAGAGAAAAACGGCUUAAGGUGUUUCCCUAAGAAUCUAACAAAAUAAUGGACAGCGAACUUUAAAACCACAAAAGUACAAGUGUGUGAUAACGCAAAAAUCCGUCUUAUAGCAAUUCAGGAAUGGUUUUUUCCAUUUACCGUUGAUUAGUUGAUAUAGAGGUAAUAGACCAUUCUCGCCCAUGCAAGGGAAUCCAAGGAAGUCUUGGAUUCUGGAUCCGCGCCGUGGAUUCCGAAUUCCAGGUACUGGAUUCCAGUCUUUGUCAGUGGAACUUCGAUUCUGGAUUCCAACCGUUAGUGAGAUUCAGGACUCCACAAGCAAAAUCCGCAUUUCCCUACAUAGGGCAAACCGUUAGCGCCAACCAGAGACAUUCGCAGGCACUUUAAUCAGUUAAUGUGACUUUUACCAGAUGCAUGAGGAAUUGAGGCUCUGUUUCUGUCAUGUAAGACCGCCAAAAUCAGUACCAAAAAAUUAGGAUGAGUUCUUCUUUCUAAUACGCCAUUGGCUGAAAAAAUGGCGCGAUCUUAUAAAAGAUGGCGUCACUCGCAAAGCGUAGCAAUCCAAAAUUGGCAAAAUACAAUCUGAGGGCACUUCCAAAUUCCAAACUUAUGUGUCAGGCUAUUUCUCUUUUCGUCCACAGUCUUGAGCAGUUCGGGUCAAAUUGAUCAAUUUUCAUAUCUGCUUUUUUUAGGUCAGUACUGCAUUUUUAAGAAAGGAAAUUGCCCCAAGGGAUUAAAGAAAGGGUAUGUCUUUUGGGACGAUGAGGAUGACAAGAACAUCAACAAGAAAGGAGGGACACUUCCUGACGGCAUAUACGACAAAGACACUUUGGUCUACUACUGCUGCAGAACAGAUGGUGACAAAUAUACACCCAUCUCCCUCCCCGUCAUAAGUCCUUUCUAUCUUAAGGCGUUCAAUACGCCAGAGUGUCAACGAGUUAAAGGCGCAAUUGCUACGAAGGAGUUUAUACGAUUUGACACUGAAGAUACCAGAAAUAAAGAUCGACAGAACGGAAGCUAUCCUUAUGGCGCGGGAAUUGCGAAUCAUCUACUUCUCUACUGUUAUUAUGAAAGUAGGUAAUAAAGCUUUUUUUUCCUAAUUUAAGUGUCACCAUCUGUAGUAAUUCGUCUAAUUCAGUUAAGAUACUUAAACUACUUUUCAACGAGUUAAAACUGAAGUCACAUCAAAGCCAAUCAAAUUCGCGGUAAACAUAGUGACAUCUACCUGUGCCUACGAAUUAUCAAAGAUAUCGUAAAUUAUCUAAUAAACCCCCACUCUCAAAUACACUCCUCUUAUUUAAUAAACGCCCUCCCCCCCGCCCACGCUGUUAAGUUUGUAUUAAACGCCCCUAUCGAAUAAACGCACCCCCACCCCCCCCCCCGUGAAAAUUGCUCCAAAAUACUAAGAAAUGGCGAUCCUCUUGGUGCGCUAAAAUUAAAUAAACGCCCCGGGCGUAUAAUUUACGGUAAACCCAACAUUGUACAUUUAUGAAGUCUGCUUACAUUUAGAUGAAAAGAAGUUUCAAUACAUUGGACACAAACAAAAUAACAACAACAACUGCAGUUUCUGUUUAAGGCCUUCGAGCAAAGUUUGUUCGUUUGUUUGUUUGUUUGUUUGUUUUAAUUUAACAUCGGUAACACGCUUUUUGAGGCGCCUUAGUCUAGACCCUUGAGUUUGUUUUCUCAGGUUGUCAGUUCACAUACAGCUUGAACGGAAUUCGAGAUGAACAGAUAGAAUUCACUUCUCCCAAGUUUUACGACGAUGGGUAUCCCCUUUCUCAGAAAUGCACGUGGCGAUUUGCUGCCCCAGAGAAAAAGGAGGUCCACAUAGAGUUUCUUGAAAUGGACAUCGAAAAUGGUGACGUUAUUAAGAUUUACAAAAACUGGAAAAGCGAUGGAUCAGUAUGGGCGAUUGACAAUAAAAAUCCUCCUAAGGUUGAAGGCUAUGGAAGUGCAAGAUUUCUUUUAAUGGAGUUUCAGUCUAGAAAACCUGAUUCUUCAAAGAAGAAAUCUAAAGGUUUUCGUGGCGUCUUUAAAGUUAAAGGUGGUGGAGGUAAGAUUCAAAUUGCUUGAGCUCGUUCUUUGUUUGUUUCGCCAUCUUGUGUCGAAGGAGAACAAGCAAAAGAGCCUGGAAAUGAGAAAUGUUUUGCGACACGCCCGACACGCACUCAUCUUUCUGACGUCAUAGUCAGCAACAUAUUCCUUCAACAGAGAGGUUACCCGCCAGGUCUGGGCAAACCGGUGCCUCCCACCGGUUUGUUGUUUGUUGUCGGUGAUCAGAUCGCCUCUUGUGCUUAACAAUCAUCUACAGAACGUAUUCACUCACGUGGCCAGCAUCUAUGCAAAUUUAUGGGAACAAGAGAAAUUUUUUACAUAAGAAGAGUCUAACUCCCACAGGAUUUGUUUGGAAAACCAAUAUGGCCGCCGUGACGUCAUGUGAAUACGCUCCAUAAUCAUAGAUCCAAUGCAAAAAUGGCUGCCAGAUUAAUAUUCUUUUGCUUGAAUUAAAACUAGCCUGACUAGCCUCGUUCUCCAGUACAAAAUUCAAAAGAAUACAUUAUCUCAAGCGAGGCUAGUCAGGCCAAUCUUAAUUUAAACAAAAGAAUAUCAAUCCGGCAGCCAUUUUUGCAUUAGGUCUAUUAGUCCCAACUAUGCAAAGGUCACUCACAGUCCGUUUUCUACAAUCUAAUAUGGGUUUAAUCCUUCAGGUUUCACUAAUCAGUUUUUUUCACGCGCAGCAUGAAAUAAAAGAGCAAUUAUAUUUACUAUUUUUGACAGCCUGUGAUCAUGCCUUUCUAUAUUUCUGACGGCAUCGGGAAGGAGGAAAAUUCUUUGUUCUCUUUCUCAAACAAGAGUUUUAAAUAACCCUGAUUGUAGGCUACAUCAGAUGCCCCUUUUUGCAUAGUCACACACUGUAUAAGAAAAUAUAUCAGGAGGUUUAAGCAACGACGACGGUGACGUCAACGAGAACGACUUUGCACAUGCAUCACGCUUUCUUGAACAUUUCUUUGCCGUCGUUGCUCGACUACGACGUGAAACGUUUUAAUUUCACGUUUUGUGGAGUACGUGACCGCAAGACAAUGACUUUCUUUUUCUUUUCCUGAACUUUGAUACAGUCCUUUAGAAUUCAACUACAGAAAAAUUUGCCAUCAUUUGACGAAUUGAACGAUGUAAAAUAAGCACAAUAAAGUUUUCAGCAGCGCAAAUUCACUUUUUAAGUGACGUUUUCGUUGCCUUGGCCGUCGUUGUUACUUAAGCUCCGCAAUAUAUAGUUAUUGUCAGACACGUCCAUAAACGCUCACUUCUCGAUUGUGUUAGAGAUUCCGUUCAAUCUUAAGCUUCUUUGUGUUCACGCCAUUUUAGAGUUGCCUCCUUCGGGUGUCGAGUGGCCUUCCGGGACUUUCGGGAUCCCUCGUCCCAGGCUCGGAUGUCCUCGCUCAAAGAACGUCACGUGGUCUACUGGCUGGCGAUUUCAGGACACGGAAGACGUAUACCCCAACAACUAUCAUUCACAGAAUUUUCACAUGAACUCAUCAGUCAUGAAAGAUGACGUAAACAGAACCUUCUGCAUAGCUACAGAAAAUAUUGGGAAAAAGUCUUGGCCUAAGGGUAAGGCAUCAAUUUUAGUCUGCGAACAAGUUUUCCAGUGAAAAAUCGCAAGAAUGCGGCGCGCAACUAUGAAGCGAGGCUUUCACUAGGCUCGAUUACCAGCCACUGUUCAAGAAACGAGCCUGCGCUCGAGAGAGCGGCGGAAAUCGAGCCUAGGUUUUCACGAAUCAAUCAUGGAUGAUCUUCCAUUUAAUUUCCAAUAAAGACAGUUUUCUGUAGGACUAUUUGUCUUUCAUUUGCUCACCAAAAAAACGUGAAAUAGAGCAUGGAAAGAAUGGACUCAGUUGAAGUUUAUAUUUUAAAGUUACUGCCUUCAUGUACAGCUCUGUGUGCAGUAUGAAAAUAUCACCCCACAUGAUAUUGUCUCAGUCUAGGAUUUCCUCCAAUAAUUCCGUUAUUCCUGUUAUGGCUAGCUUCAAUUCUCAUGUAAAUUCUAAUGUUUAUUGCAUUUAUUUUUAUCUCAUUUUAGGUCAAUACUGCAUCUACAAAAGGGGCACAUGUCCAAAAGGACUCACAGAGGGAUACAUAUUUUUUGAUGACGAAAAUCGCAAAAACCUAAACAAAAUGGGAGGGGUACUACCGGACGGAGAAUACACCAAGGAUACCAAGCUUUUCUACUGCUGUAGAACAGAUGGAGACAAAGCAGAGCCUAUCUCUCUACCCAUUAGUAGUCCCUUUUACCUUUUGGCGUACAACAAUUCCGAAUGUCAGCAAGUAAAUGGAGCGCUUGCUACAAAGGAGUUUAUACGAUUUGACAACGAGGACACAGGAAACAAGGACGCCAAGGGUGGGACGUAUCCGCACGCGUACGGAAACUUAAUAAUCUCUUAUUGUUACUAUGAAGGUUAGUUUGGUAAUAGCCUGGAAGCAAGCUCUUUGGGGCGCUCUGGUGGCAGGGCGGGAAAAGGACGGAGAGCUUGUAACUACGGCUCUGGAAUUUGAAUUCCUCCUCCAAUUCCCCGGGGGCUCCCCGUCGGCUGAAGUGUCAGAUUUCCACCAAUCAGUGCAAAGCGGAAACGAGAGUGAAUGUAAACAAACAUUGAAAAACACGUGAGAGAUCAUUACUAAUGUCAUCUCCGCCAAUCAGCAUUUCGAAUUGACGUUGUUGCAAGCUCUCCUUUCCUUUCCUGCCUCGCCGCCAGAGCGCCCCGGAGAGCUUUCUCGCAGGCUAGUAUGGUAACCAAGGGCACUUAAACGCUGAGCAAUGUUUUUGCAUCUUGUCAUGCAGUGUCCGUUUCGCCACUUAAGAAACGAUAUGGGGACUGGUGCCGUAAUGCGUCCCGCAAUUGUCUCUGGGGUCGCUACUGGGGACGCGCCGGUCAGCUGAUGGCUUCUUGUUUCUUAACCCUUUCACUGCCAAGUGUGGCCAAAGGCAAGUUUCGACCAAAUUUCCAAAUUUCAUUUUCCAAAAUUGUAGCAUCAUCUGAGAGUACAGGCAAAGAGCUUUCAUUUGAAUGGUCACAUCAUAGGAUUUCGUCCACAGACUCAAAAGUUAGAGUCACCUUACAAAACUCCAUCAAACACUCUGGCAGUGAAAGGAUUAAAUGGGGAAUUACAAAACAAAUUUUAGAAACGGCACGUUGCCCAGGGCAAAAAAUCUUGCAACAAGCAAAAUUGCAUCUCACGUUUUCUUAAGUUACACAGAGGAAAAUCUCCGAUUAUCAUGAGCAUGAUCUAUAUCAUUAUUGUUUCAAUCCUUAGCUUGUCAUUUCACCGUCAGCGCGACAUCCCAGGAGUUUAUGUCUCCAAGUUACGCUACCGGUGGUUACCCUAGUUCUCAGCUUUGCACGUGGCGGUUCCUGGUACAAGAGAGCAAUCCUCCAACUGAGCAGGUUUUAAUCAAAUUCCCGGAGUUCAACCUUCAAAAGGGCGGAGACGGAGAUGUUGUAAAGAUUUACAGCGGAUGGGAUGAGAAAGCCCCUCUUCUUGCAGAGUUCAGCGGGGAUAGACCUCCACCAGCGAAGGGCGUGGCAUUUAAGUCUCCUGUAGUUUUUCUGGUGUUUAGAUCCGAUUCUCGUGGAAAAUCAAAGGGCUUUCGUGGACUGUUCGUCAACCAGCGUGAGUUUAAAGGGUUUUAUGUAGUAAAGGACGCACUUAGGUAUGAGUGUCUCGUUCGAACAGCAGUGACUAUCAAUGAGGAGGCAGUGUGGCCGAUUGACCAGUGGACUCGCAAUCCGGUGGUCCAGGGUUCUCGUCGCCACUUGCUGGUUUUAUUCUCGGCAAGAGAACAUUUCUCGGUGGUCCCGAGUUCAAAUCCUUGGCCACACUUGUAAAUAGACAGCUGGUCGCCUACUGCUAGUUGGGGUUUUUAACCCUGUUGCGUUCUCUGUGCAUUGUUUGUUUCUAAUUAUGUUUUUCUCUUUUUGUAGCUUACGACGCAACAGCUGUACCUAAACACCCUAUUACCCUUCCUUAUACUUCGACGAUUAAGCCAAGUAAGAACACU